AACAAACGAGAAUCUAGAUUAAAAUAUAGAUUUUUUAAUUGAAAAAAGACAGAAAAGGCAAACAAAAGAAACUGCGUAAAUAAAUGUCUCUAUUAGAACAAUAUGAGCAACAAUAUGCAAUCCUUAUUGCUGAAAUUACCAUACAAAUCGGCCAAAUAGCUUUGAUUAGUGAACGCAAAGAGUUGUAUGCAAAAAUCGAUGGCGGCUUAGUGGAAGCUCAGGAAUUGAUUGAGCAGAUGGGUUUAGAGAUACGCGAGUUGAGUUCAAUUCAGCGAUCAACAGCUACUAGUAAACUGAAUUGUGCUCAAGUUGAACUGAAAAGACUGCAAAACGAAUACAAAAAAGCAAGAGAAGAUAGUUUAAAAAGUCGCAAAGCGCAGGCGAUUAAUGUUGCAAUCGACGAUUAUGAAGAUUAUUAUGAAGAUGUGUCAAUGAGCCAUGACCAAAGACAAAGAUUACUUGACAACUCGGAGCGUAUUGAACGUACAGGCAAUCGCUUACAAGAAGGCUAUCGUGUCGCUUUAGAAACAGAGUCAUUGGGCGCUCAAGUAUUAGGUGAUUUACACCAUCAAAGAGAAACCAUACAAGCUUCUCGAGCUCGUCUAAGAGAAACGAAUGCUGAGUUAGGUCGAGCAUCCAGAACGCUAAAUUCGAUGUGGAUGCGAGCAAUGCGUCAGAAAGUGAUAUUGUAUACGGUUGGCGGUUGUUUUGUUGUGGCUGUGGUGGUUAGCAUAUAUUUAACGUUUUCCUCGAAUGCUCGAAAAGCCUAAAUAGUUAAUCGAAGUAACUUAAAAAUAAUUUCCAGAUUUGUUUUUGUUGUGUGAUUUGUUAUUAACUUAAUAAAAAAUUACUUUAGUAUUUUAUUUUCUUUUGCAUUUAUUUUUAGCGUAACUACAAUAGAAGCUUAGUUUUCUAAACCCUAAAAAUUUUUCUUCCUAUUAAAUAUUUUUUAUAAUAAU
Glossina fuscipes is the source of this 959-nucleotide messenger RNA. It is a transcript of the gene Vti1a, whose product is annotated as vesicle transport through interaction with t-SNAREs homolog 1A. The record is from RefSeq and is a predicted model, not a curated record. The transcript has a single exon. Gene Ontology annotation, biological process: vesicle fusion with Golgi apparatus; intra-Golgi vesicle-mediated transport; macroautophagy. Gene Ontology annotation, cellular component: endoplasmic reticulum membrane; Golgi apparatus; late endosome membrane. Lineage: Eukaryota; Metazoa; Arthropoda; Insecta; Diptera; Glossinidae. Bases 84 to 770 code for a protein of 228 amino acids. Gene Ontology annotation, molecular function: SNAP receptor activity; SNARE binding.